CCUCUGUCUGUCUGCCUGUCUGUCUGUCUGUCUGUCUGUCUGUCUCUCCCUCUCUCUCUCUCCUUCCCUCUCUCUUUCCCUCCCUCCUCUGUAUUCCUGCUCCCUCCCCCUGACCAGUGGAGAAGAGGGAGAUGAACCUGAGUGAGUGUGUGAGAGAGAGGAGUGUUUUAAAGCAGUGUGCCGGGCAGAGCAGAGCAGACACUCAUAGCUGGCCAGCGCUGAGGGGGAAUACUAUACCGGAGCUCGAGAGGUGAACUUAGGUAUGGGUUACUACUAUCUCUCUCUCUCUCUCUCUCUCUCUCUCUCAGACACGCACACACACCAUACACUCACUGAAACUAAGUUACAAUUACCUCACUGGUUUAAUUCACAACAGCCUUGUCACAUGCCUGGCUUCGACACAGAUUGUGUCAUUUUACUUUUCUACUGAUUUACUUCACUUCUUUUAGAGUCUGUCAUGUUUGAAUAGUGUUUGUUGUUUGAUAGACAUCAGUAUUGUCAUUCAGAGCAGGCUUAUAAAUAUGAGCUUUGACUCCGCAGGAUAGAGGAUACCCUGAGGGACCUCCUGGGAUGAAUGGGAUCUGAAAGGUUCAACUGCAGCUGACAAGACUGACUUCUCCCCAAUCUCCAUUCAAAGUGCAUGUGUCUGGGACACUCAGUCAGGAGGAGUAGUGUGGAGGGAGUUAACCCAGAGAGUGCAUAGAAGACCCAGUGAGGAACACAGGGACUGGAGGCAGUGGAGCAGAGAUGGACGCAGGUCCUCUGACAGCCGUGGGAGAGGGCUCCUCUCCGGAGGGCGAGACGGUGUGCACUGCGCUCGCCCGCUAUGAGGCCACACUGAGAGAUGCCGUGCGUGAGAUCCACGUGGACGUGAGCACCUUCAAGCAGGGUGUGGAGCGCCGUCUGGAGGAGGUGACGGCCCACUCCAGCGAGGACCCCCUAGGCCGGGCUGUGGCCCAGCUGCAGCAGGAGAACCGGCAGCUCCGGAGCCAGCUGGAGGCCCUUACCCGACAGGUAGAGCUCCUCACUGGGACUGUGUGCGACAGAGGCACCCUGAUGACUAACAACAACAACAACCACCAGCACCAGCUACCGUCCAUCCAGGCCCAGACACACAGCAGCAGCCAGCAAAGGGUGAGCCCCCAGUCCCCCUCCACCUCCCCCACCAGCCCUGCUGGUGGCCCCAGCAUGGGAGCCCUGACCGGGUCAGCCUCGGGCUCGGCCUCCAGCCCCACUGCCACCCGCUUCUCCAGCCGAGCUACCUUCGCUGUGUCCAGCAAGACUAAUGUGAGUAGCCUUAUACACUGGAGAGACUGGGUUGGGGACAUAGAGAUACAUUAGAGCAGUAGACUAUGUCAUGAACCUCCAGAACUCUAGAAUGGGAUGAUAAUGGCAGCCAUCUUGGUCAGGGAUAAAUUAAAGUGUUGUAUUUAGUUAUGUAGUGGUGACUGUAUGUGGCUCUGAGAGACUGUCAAGAUUGUACAAUGAUUCAUCCAGAAUAUAUGGGGGUAUGGGGGUUGAACAGACUUUCUUGGCCACUUCACAGGGAUGAUGUCAGAGCUUUGACAGCGGUGGGGAAACUCGGUCAUAUUCAACGUAAUAUUUAGACACGCGAGCAGAGUAGAUACCAGAUGAAAGCAAUCAGGAUCAUUUACCAUCAUUGAACAUUUUGGUAGAAAUAAUUGCUUAUUCUAAUGUCCGUCCAAUCUCUGCAGUCUGAGAAAUAAGCUGUUCUUUUAGCACUUGAGCUCUCUGUCCUGAGAGUGAUAGAACAUGUGAAGAGUCUCUCUUUCUCUCCUGCUCCCUUUAUCUCUCUCUCUGUGAUGAAUGGUUAUUUUGCACUCAUAUACUGCUAUUAUGCUGCUGACAACAUCUUGCUCAUGAAUCUUCUCCCACUAUUCUCUUUGUUGAGUGGCACCACAGCUUGCGCAACAUUUUGAAUGGAUUCAAUCGUGUCCUUCAGUUUUACUAGUAACAAAUAUAAACACAGUACAUUGUUUCUCACUUACCCCUAUCCACACUGUCAUUGGGAUAUUUGAAUAAUAUGUGUGGGACUGAAAGACAAACAAGCGUACUUUGUUACAGUUGAUGAAAAGCUAAGAAUGUCGUAGUUUGUCAGUUCUAAGGUAGAGCACAGUUUGGGUGGGAACUCAGUGAUAAGUCUGGGAAAGUCAUUGUCUUAGUUCUUAGUGUACAGUAAACCACAGUAGUGUCUGUUUCAAAAGUCAGAGGUUUCUCUUGACUGUAUCCCAACACAAGGCCCUAAGGCUAUGCUGUUUUGGAAACUACAACGGUUAUGUUAAUCCUUUAUAAGGUCAAUAUUCCGAUUUUCACUUUAUUUGAUUCAGAGUCUUUCCUCUCAGCUCUGAGGUCCUUUGUUGUUUCUUGGUUGUAAACUCACAGCUGUUUUCUGUAGCAAACUAAGCCUUGACAGUCUGGCAUGGAUGUUGACUGUUAGCUGUGACUGCUCACACAUAGCCAUAGACACAACAAACACACACACGUACACAUGUGCAUACACACACACACACACACACACACGCACACGCACACAGCAUGUAUGCAAAUGACUGAUGUCAUACACCUCAUCUUUAAAAAAGUAUGUGGUAAAGCAUCUGAUGAUUCUCAUCUGAUGUAAAUAUGUAGGUUAGUAUAAAACAGAGAUCCUUUGUUUCUACUAAUAGAUUGUUGGAGAUCCCCUUUUUGUGGCCAAAACUUUUUUCUCCAAAUUACCAAACAACCAGACAGAGAUUGGAUCAUAAUACUGUAGAAAACUAAUGUGAGUUCCUUAUCUAUUGAUCCAAUGCCAAUCAAUUAAUUGGUUUGUGUGCGUGUGUGCGUGUGUCUGUAAAUCUAUUCUAGUGAAUAUUUACAGGUACCCGGAACUCAACAGGGAAACGCUAUGCUAAUCAGAUUUCCCCUACAGCCACAUCUACACCUUUCAGCCUCAAUGGCCAUGUCUACACUUGACACUUACAUGCGUCUUCUACUAUCAGAGUACAAAGAUCGCAUUGAAAAGACAGGUGUAGACGCACAAAAGUCGCAUUGUGGUCGGAUUGUGUUCAGAUCUCCCUAACCACCUCAGGAGGUGGUCAGGGACGCAUUGUGUGCGGAUUUUUCCUCAGUCUGGACGCAAUCAGGCUACCGAAAGCGCAUACAGUGGGCGAAGUCAUCAGCUCUCCAGAAAAUGUGUGUUUUGGGAGUGAGAGGCACCUUUUUUCAUUAAACGUUGGAGGAAAUACAUUCCUAGCGUGUGAGGAACGUGUUUGCUGGCCUCAUAAAUGCUAGCCAGCUAGCUUAUUUAGAAAAACUAUUUUUUGUUUGGCUAGAGUUAUGCUAACAUGUUUGCAAUCCCUUUAGCUUUGCUAGUUAGCUUGCUUGCUAGUUUCAGAGGUUAGCUGGCUAGUUAGCUGGCUAGUAGUUGGCUAUUGCCAUCAAGUUGUUAUUGUGUUAUCAGAUGUAGCCUGUUCCACUGUUUGCAGAAUGCAUACUGCAUUUAAAUAUAGCCCGGGAAAAGGGAAUCCGGACACAAUGUGGACACAGUAGACACAUUUAAAUGUAGUUGUAGACGUGUUCGGAAUUCCAUGAUCAGAAUACAAAAACUGCAUUAACUGUCAAGUCUAGACACGGCCAAUGAGAGUACAGAGACUGUAUGUUGGCCUCAUAAAGUCCGAUGGGCUGUUUCAGCAGGUCUGAGGGAGGGAGCUGAUUGCGCUGGGGACCUCCAGGCACAUCUGAAGAUGGCUUUGCAGCCCUGGAGUUAACCGUCGCCUCACUGAAAGAGCACAGCCAAUUGGGAUGUGUGCGGGCCUGCCCUGGGCCUGAACUUUCACUAUAGGCUUGCUUACAGAACAUCUCCACCCCUGCUCGACUGUGCCUUGGACACCUGACAUUCUGAUGCAGAUAUGCGUCUCUCUCUCUCUCUCUCUCUCUCUCUUCUCCUCUCAAUCUCUUUUAUUUUAUUUUUUUCUCUUUAACUUCCCACCUCUCACUCCCUCCCUCCCUCUCUUUCUCUCUCUUUUUUACCCCUCCUCCUCCUCAUCCUCCUCCUCCUUCCCAUCCUCCACGGCUACCUACGUCAGUCAGUCUGUCCGGUCUCUGCCGAGGAGUCACACAAUGCUGCCUGUUGCCAAUUACUCCAACAUAGCUGCGGUCUCAAAGGGCUAUUGUGUCGACAUUCUGCCUCAUUUGAAGUACAUUGACUGAGGAGGGGAUUAGACGAGAGGGUCACCCAGGACCCAGCCAUCCCGAGACUCCACACUCCCUCUUCCACUCCUCCAUUCCCUACUCUCACAGACCUCCUCUUCACAUCUGCUCCCUUGUAGCGUGCGGUAGAAUUCACUCAAGUACACUCACACACAGGCAUGCUUUCUCAGACAGACCACACCUGCACACCUCAAACCUAACGUUUGCUACAUUCCUCAGUGUAUUCAAGUUGAGGAGAGAGAGGCUGUGCCCUAUUAGAAGAUGAACUGGAUAGAAUCCACCCACAAUGUUAUCUUUGACAGUUAGCGUAACUACAAAACACAGGACCACAGUGUGAAUCCUUAGGUCCCUCACUGUCCUGCCGUGUCCCUGCCCUGGGCUGGGUUGUGUUCAUGUGGGCUGUGUGUGUGUGUGUGUGCAUGCCUGGGUGCAUGCGUGUGUGUCUUCUCUCAGACAAAGGCAUCUCUAGGCCAUGUGGACCGACUGGAAGGGAAGGAUAAGAUGUGUGUGUGAGACUUGAUCAGUGGAAACUCCGUCAGAGCACGCUCACACUGUCACCGUGAGCAAACACAAACACUCACCGCGCACACACAAACAACCCCCACUGCGUCCUGCCCUCAACACACCUCCAAUGGUAGGAUCCCAUAACAUACACUACGCACACACAUACUGUCAGACAAUACACACUGAGAGGACUUCUAAAGAGGAGCAGAGUACUCUAAAGUUCUAUUAUCAGGACCCCUAAAAUCAGCUAAAAGCUAAUAGCCAAUCCUCCCUGUCACUGCUACACGUAAAAUCCCUGUCAUACUCGCACACACAAUACACCACCAUCAUAUACUCUCUCCACUCCCUACAAUACAGGACCCACACUCCCACUAUUAACAUUACUCAACCUCUGUCUUCUGCACUUCUUCUCAAACAUGCAAUUACAGAUUGCUUGGUUUACCUUGCAGUGCCGUGGGGGGUGUGUUUUCGUUCACUGUAUAGUAUAGUCUAAUGGAUAGAUUGUAUGAAGUGGGAAAAAGCACUGAUCCUGCUCCAAACCAAAUGACUAUUUGUGAUCACUGGCUCACAAUGUGCACGUAUACACGCAGACACACACACGUAGGUUGUGCGAGCACGCACACACACGCACAUGCACACAACCCCUCCCUCUCCCCACACACACACCCACGAACACAGAGCUCUCCAUUGUUUUUAUCACUCUAGCGGAUGGUCCAACACAUGCCUCAGGAGUCAGAUCAUCUCCAUCUGGUUCUCUGUCCUCCAUGAUCAUUUAUCCAACCAGAGGCUAUUCGUAAUCCCUGACAACAUUCUUCCAUGGUGCCCAGAGGAAUGCAUCUUAAUCUCACAUCUCACACUCCUCAGAUCUAUAUUUAGUGCUUGUUGUUCUCCUGAUGAAGAUCUGUGGCCAACCACAGGAGGUUGGUGGCACCUUAAUUGGGGAGGAUGGUAUGGCAUCAUUGGCCCCUUCUUGCCCCAGCACCAGAUCUCUCCACUCGGGCCUUUGAAGGCGAGAAACAUAAUGGGAGCAACUCAGCAACAUCAAACAGCUCCACCUCAGCUUCGUUUCACUAUUAAAAUGGUCACAUUCUCAGACAAUGUCUUGUGAACUUAAUUAGAAUGGUGUAUGCCUUCUGCUUUACGUGCCAGAGUUGGAAGAGCACUUCAAAUCUUUUUUUGUGUGAGUGUGUGUGUACGUGUAUGCGUGUGUGUGCAUGUGUGUGUCUGUGUGCGUCCAAGCCUGUGUGUGUGUGUGCAUGUGUGUGUGUGUCUGUGUGUAUCCCCAUGAUAAAUACGCUUGACAUUUCCAGCACACCCACAGAGACUCCCCUCACAAAUUCAUAGCUCUCUCACAAUGGAGCAAGGUCUUUUAUUCUCUGCCUGUCUGUGUGUCCCCUGCCUGGGCCAGGCCAUCCAGCCAUCCAGCCCAGAACUCCAGAUUCCUGGCACAAACCCCUCAGCAUGGCUAUUAAUACAGUGGAGCUCAGCCUGAGAGACAUACCCAGGGAGGGAGAGAGAGCUUGAGAGAGAGCUUGAGAGAGAGCUUGAGAGAGAGCGAGAGAGCGAGAGAGCGAGAGAGAGAGAGAGAGAGAGAGAGAGAGAGAGAGAGAGAGAGAGAGAGAGAGAGAGAGAGGCCAGGGUCAGGGGUGAAGGGGGCUUGAGAGAGGCAUGCGAGCCGGGCUGGGCUGGCUGGCCGCUCCCCUCCCCUCCCAGGCUGCCCCUGGCUCUCCUAAUUACUUCCAUACAAUGCCCUGUAUUUCCAUCGCCGUGGUUACAGGUUAAUAAUUCACUGUUUAGUGGAUGACCUCACCGCCCUCUACGUUCAUUGUUCUAGAGGGCCCUGGGUCCAGUAGGUAGAGAGAGAGAGGGAGGGAGGAAGGUAUUUAUUAUAUAUAUUCUAAUUGUACGUUUUACAUUUUCCAAACAGACAGACAAUAACAGAAAACAUAUUAGUGUUUAUAUUAGACUUGUGUGCACUUGUUUGACUCAACGCUUUUCAUGCAGCCAUACUGUAUGGACUAGAGAGGGUGUGCUGUUUUUGGUGAGCGUCAGAUCGGAGCAUGUGUCCUAUCACCUCUAAUUUAGCUGAUUGAAUCAUCAGACAGUUAAAUCAUAUCACCAGGUUUUAUUGAUUUGUUUUGGUGUUGGGAGGCUAGUAUACCGAUGUCUUCCACAGCUGGUGCCUUGUAACCCGAGAGCAGUCUACAAUACCUCUUAGAUCUUGGAGAUGUCGGAGUUCUUAGGUGCCAACUGCUGUGCUGUCCUGGGGAGUCGGUCCUAUCUCCCUUCCCUUACCCCCUCCCUCCCCGUUCCCUUACCCCAGGGCAUUCUGAACUUUAUGUCAGACCCCCUGACCUUUCCGUAGCCAUCAGGAGAGACGAAGAGGGGGACAGACAGGAUAGGAGAGACAGUGUGUCCCAAAAUGCUGCUCAAGUCAUCAUCACACUCUCUCACUGCAAAUAAUGCAAAAUGCGGUCACACACUCUCAAUCUUACAUGGCCUUCCGCAUCACACACACACACACAACCUACAUGUCUUUCUGCGGCACACUAACAUUGCCACAUGCAUCACACUCUCAAUGGUACAUGGUCUUCCGUGACAUCCAGCCCCUGACCGGAACAUAAGGUUAUCUUAUCUGUAUAUCUAUUCUUAACCUUUGACAGCAUUUUAUGCACCCUGCCUUGUGACUGAAACCCUGGAAAAUCACAGUAACAGAGGAGAGAUCCAGAAGCAGGUUUAGAGGGGGAUUAGAGGAGGGAGGCUUGCUGACGCACUUGAGAAGGGUAUGCGUGUCCAGUUAGUUUAAUACAAGGGCCUGUGUGUGAGUGUGUGAGUGUGUGAGUGCGUGCGCACGUGUGUGUGUGUGCUCGACCAAACAGCCUCGCUCCCACACACACCCAUCAGAUAAGGCAGGGGCCCCUGUAGUCAGGUGAUGUAAAAAAAGUGUUCAAAGGGCCCCCUCCAUUUCUGUAGGACCAAGGCGCCGACCUGGGCCUCCCUGCUAAUUGCAGGCUUUGUGGGUUUUUUGAGGAACAGGUGGUUUUGUGUGUGUCUCCCUCCAUGAGGACUUCCCUGUUCCUGUGUGCAAAUCACAGAGCAAAGACCCCUUUAGAGACCCAUGAUGAGAGGCCACAUUAUAACUGUACUGCCUGCUUGCUCUCAGGGCUCUGAAUAGCUCUGAUGUGUGUUUGUGUGUGUGUGUGUGUGUGUGUGUGUGUGUGUGUGUGUGUGUGUGUGUGUGUGUGUGUGUGUGUGUGUGUGUGUGUGCGCGUGUGUGUGUGUGUGUGUGUGUGUGUGUGUGUGUGUGUGUGCACGUGUGUGUGUGUGUGUGUGUGUGUGUGUGUGUGUGUGUGUGUGUGUGUGUGUGUGUGUGUGUGUGUGUGUGUGUGUGUGUGUGUGUGUGUGUGUGUGUUGUGCUUGUGUGUGUUGGUGUUGUUGUUGUUCAUUUGACUUUACAAGGGGGUGCAGAGUUAGUUAAAUAUGUGAUAAUGUACUGUACACGCCUGGAUGAGGAAUGUACCUUUUAGUCACAAUAUAUUUAUUUCCCUCUAAUUGUCUUAUUAAAUUAUCAUGAUGGCACAUUGAAAGCAUGUGUUUGCAUGCUGUUUACCAUAGUCUACAAUAGUAUUGUUUAUACAUAGAUAUUUCCUUAUAUUGUGUUUGUUUGUGUGUUUGUUGUGGAAAUGGUAACUGAGACAGCUAUGUUGUGAAGCAUUCAUAGAACAACAUCCUGUGUUGGAAAGGAUUUUUAUGUGAUCAAUGGAAAAUGUGAAUAUUCCUAUUAGUGAAGCUUAUUGUAUGGCAGGGUGUUGUUGUCCAUAAGAGCUGGCUAUCUUUGUUUCUGUGCCCAAAAUCCUGAGUGACACAUACUGUCAUACCCCCACCCCACUCAACUCCCAAAGCCCAGUGUUCUCUCACAACAAGCCUUCAUUGUGUUCACGUUCCAUUCCACAACCACUCAAGGUUCCAAGAAUGUCAAAUGUCAUCCCGAGAAACAGGCUUGAAUAUCCUCUCAUAUAAUCAUAACCAACUCCAUCCCAACUGGAAUUCCCCUAGCUAACACGCUUUAUUGAAAUGUCACAAAGUUAGGUGCCAUGACAUGUCAGCCUUAUAAUACACUGCACCCCUUCAAUGAAACUUCAUUGAAACUGCAAGACUCGCAAUAUAACAAUCCACAUAGAUUAUCUUGUGUUUCGCAUCAAUAUUUCUAUGGCACGUUGCCAGGUGGGAAAAAUUCCCACUCAUUGCAUUCUUGGCCAAGGUCACAUGGGACAGCUGUGAUAUUUACACACAUAUGAAAUAGCCAUGUGCCUGGGAGAACCCACGGUCCCACUCUACCCCACUCUACCACCACCACCCAUUGUCCAACUCUACCCAACUCUACCCCACUCUACUACCACCACCAGUUAGCAUCUGUAUUAGUCUAAUACCUUUGAAUACCGUGUCGGCCCUGAUGCUUUGUGUCCGCACUAUGCUGAACCAGGUCAGGGAGGGAGGGAGGGAGAGAGAGGAGAGGGAGAGAGGGAGAGUGAGAGAGAUGCAGAGGUAUUGUAGCUUUUAGGAGUGGGGUUACAGUGCUGCUGUGUGGGGCUUAAUGGGGAGAUUCUAAGGUAGUUAUCCUCUCUCAGGUCAGGUGUGCCUCCCUAGGGAGAAGUGACAGUGGAGGCUCCUAUAAUGGCCACAUUGUUGAUCCAGUGUGCCCAGUAACACUGCUUCUAAGACAAUAAAGACGUAGAAACUGAGAAACUGAACACACAGGACAGGGGAUUUCAUCUUUGAUCCAGCCCUGCAGGCUAAGACUGACCCCCCCCCCCCCCCCUCCUCUCUCUUGUGAGUCAGUGUAGCAGACUGAGGGCUUUUCCACAUUUCCUACUUAAUUUCACGAUUUCCUCCAAAUAUUUUAUAGUUCCCCACUGAUAAUUCGAUGACGCACUCUCAGGAACCGGGGGAUUUGCUGUUCCAGGAAGGCGGAGAGAGGGGCUUUUGUGUGCUCCUGCCUGUGUUGUGUGGAGAAUUGGUGCGUGUGCGUUUGCGUGCAUGGGUGCGUGCGUGGGUGUUGCUCUGUGGGGUGUGCCUUGAUUCCUGGUCAUCCUCUUAAAUAUAGCAUUGUAUCUGGGCAGCUGAUGACAGCAGAGCUGACUGCACACACUAGGUUGAGCUCUACACUGUUUUAUCGUUGUCUGAAAUGCACAAUAGAGAUGAUUUGAAAAGUGCCUUCCUUUCGUUCUCAAUACAGUUCAGCUGCAGAACUAUUUCUGAGAUCCGAGAUCAGAUUAAACAUAGGCGGUGGUACCCUCUACGUUCAACUGUUUUUAUCCAAAAAGAUUUGCCUACUUUUAUCUUCAGGCCCAGAGCAACACAGUCUCACACACGUGUCUGGUGGCCCAUUCGGACAGGAGGAGAAGCAUGACUUAGUACAGAAAGUUUCCAUGGCUGGGACACACCAAGCCAGGAGGAGCUUUGGGUUUCAGCCAGAGCAUCAUGGUUGAGCCGGGGAAAAUUUGUCUCCCCCAUCACCUUCUCCCAGUGGGACAGCCAGCUGUUCCCAGCUCCCUGCUCCCCUCGGCCCUCCUAAUGCAGUAACACACACACAACCCAGCAGCAGCAGCAUUCCUCUCUGCUGAAGUCACCUUGCUCCUCUCUCCCCUACAGCUCAAUUACUUACUUCAUUUUCACUGGGAGGAAUGUACCCUUUCUUUGAUAAUAACUGUAUAUAACAACUUGUAUUGAAUGUGUGUGUGCGUGUGUGUGUGUGCUUGCGUGCAUACGUGUGUGUGUGAGUAUGUGUGAGAGAGAGAAAGAGCAAGAAAGAGCAAGACAGAAACAUGACACAUCCUCCACAGACAAAUCACACAGCCCUCAGUCACUUCCUGGUUGUCUUCCUGAAAGGCUCCUCUGUGGAUUGGCUGGUUAGUCAGGAACACAGUGUACUGAGCGCCAGUCACUUACUAACGAAAGUAAUAGAUGUUGUGUAGUAGUAACGUUGUGGGAGGAUUUAAUGAGAUAAAAAUGGAAAGAAAUGUGCCUUGGCCAUGGAUGCCAUUAAUGGGAACUUGAAACAUGUCAGCACUCUGAAAUGACUUGAUCUGAUGAUGUCUCAGAUAACGUGCAUAUUUCGUAAUCCAAAAGUUAUUCACAUGUUUAAAUGGCCUGUCAUCAAAAUAUUGUUGUUGAAGAUAUUGUGACACCGGAGUACUGUGGGAGGUGUUCAGGUGAUUUUCUCUUUGUCUCCUGUAGAGUAUUGAACGUGAGGAGCCAAUAGAGGUGGAUCCAGCCCCUGUAUCCCCUGGACUGGAGAAUGGACACUCUACUGACCCAGGUAAUGGCUGUUCUAAUCUACCAUCUCAGCUACAGUAGAAAUACAGCCAUACUUACCAUCCAUGUACUGUAUGAGGGGAUUUAUUUUCUCAAUGCUUAUCCAAUCAGAAAACUCGACAGUGUCACAUGGAAAGAGCUCGCAAGCCAAUAACAACGUCCCUCAUGAAAGCACGGCCCCUAUUGCCAUGCGGAUGCCACACCUACCCAUCACCGCCACAACCAAAACGGCUGACCCCUCAGUUAUGAAGAACGAGUCUCCCACCAGUCCUGUACGCUCUCAGCCCUCGUCUGUAUCAGAGCCUACUGACAACAACCAGCCUCAAGCCAUCCCAGAAUCCCCCAUUCAACCAGGUAAGAGGGACCAGACAUCAGCUAAAAGCUGUCCAGACCAAAUAUUUGAACUCUCGACUUCCAUAUCCUUCUAUGGUUCUUCUGCUCCGUAAUAUCCUUUGUUACACUCUUUGUCUUUUUGUUGUUCAGUGUCUUCUAUGAAGACAUGGACCCCCAGUCUCAGCCGAGGUCUGGGCUCUCCUCGACUGUCAGGUAAGAGGAUAUCUAUCAAGUCAGGCUUGUUACUAAAACUGGAACUAACCAGACUCACACAAUGUUUUAUCCCCACAGUUUCCUUAUAUGUUCUUUGAUUUGUCAUUUGCAGAAAAGUCCUUGUCUGCUCCCCCGAAGUCAGUGACUUACUCUGGCCUCAUCCAACACAACACAGACAGGUGAGUGUCACGAACCGGCUCAAAGUUCGUAACAAAAGGGAGACAAUGUGGAGACAAGGAAUACCAAAAUAUAUAUUUAUUAACUAAAGUAAACUAAGUACAAUUAACAAUGGUGAGUGUAAUCAGUAAUCAGUAGUGUAAGUGAGUGUUAUGCAUGCAUAAAUGUAAUAAUACAAGGUGUUGGAAGGUGCCAAAGCAAACAACCAAAAAGCCACAAAAAUACCACAACAAAAAUCUAUAAAGGUGUCUGCAUGGAGAGAGUCUCCCCAAUGAAUGUGGAAGAGGUCCAUUUAUCCUGGGACACACCCAAGCCCAGGUGUUUCCCAUGUAGCUGACGACCCUCCCAACUCUGCCCACCGGCAUCCUAAUAAGGAAACAAGAGCAAAGAGAGAGAAUACGGCAGACAGAGUGGGAGGGUCGUCACAUGAGUGCACUAUUCUUUACUCAAUCCUAGAGAAUUGAGAUAGUCCAUGCUUUAACCCACAUGCGAUUACCCACUUGCCAUUUCGAAUGGCCUCAUUGUGGCCCAAAUUGAUGUGUGACACUCCUCCGUUCUCCGACCUGCAGGGUGGAAGAUGUGGGCGGGGACAUGCCCUUUGGGAGGGGAGUGGAGCGGAGGAGGGAGCUGGUGAGGUCACAGACGUUGCCGCGCAACCUUGGAGCUCAGGCCCGCCGGUCCAUCUUUGAAAGGCUGGAUCCUGAAGCCAGCAGGUACCACCCUCUCUCCUCCCACCAUCAUCUCUCUUUCUAUCCCAUCCAUCCAUCCCUAAACUGAUAGGUCCUCUCCUUUCCCUCAUAUUAUCCCUCCUUUCUUCUGGGUAAUUCUUAACUCAUACUUCGGUUGCGUCCCAAUUCUCUACCCUUGCACACUCUCUCUCAUGGAUUUAACAAUGGUGGAAAAACACCACCCAACCACAGGGAGUGUGCUUGUGUACACUUCAGGAGAAAGAGAGAGAAUGGGGACACAACCUCUGUCAUGUUUUCUGGCUCAUCUUGUUGACCCCUGUCCCCGCUCCUCUCAGUGGUCCCAAGCCCAUGGACUCCAAGCCCAAGCUGAAGCGUUCUCAGAGCUUUGGUGUGUCCAGUGCCAGCAGCAUCAAGCAGAUUCUUCUGGAGUGGUGCCGCUCCAAAACCAUAGGAUACCAGGUGAGACUGUGGUGACAGAACACAGCUACACACCGGAACAGAGACCUGGGCCGUAUUCACAAAGCACCUCAGAGUAGAGGCUGAUCUAGGAUCAGGUCCCCCAUUAUGAAUACAGCCCUAUAGGAGCCAGUAACAAAGGUCAUGUAUAUGGAACUGUCAUCUGGUCACCUGAAAUGUAUCCACCACACAGAAGCAGUCUUAUGUCAUUUUUGCUAGUUCCUGAACAGGGUAUUAUAAUAACUCCCCUGGUUUCUCCAUGGCUUAAACCAUUAGCACGUAGCAGAGCGUUAAUGUGUUAAUGAGAAGCACCUUACCAUGGUUAUGCUGCAUACUGAACUUAGCGUAUUAUUGUAGUAUAUUGAACGGUUGUGUGUGCAUUUGUGUGUGUGUGUGUGUGUGCGUGCGUGAGUGUUUGAGUUACGGCUCAGUGCUAGGGCUGUUGGCUUCACUCUGCCAUUCACUCUGCAACAGCAGCUGUGCCAGUCUGUCCAUGUGGCUGUGGUUAAACAGAGAGCUGUCACGGGCCAAGGCCGGCCCUACAGAGCAAACGGCACAGGCCAGCUCCUCCUCACACUCAAAUUAGAGACCUGACUGGCGCUCGACAAACAUGACAAGUUGAAUUUUCCCGCUGACACGCUGAGGCUUUUAUAGGCUAGGUGAAGGACACAAAAACCGUGAAAUGACACAGUUCUGGAAGCGUGUCCAAUUGGAGAGAGAGAGGGACGCAGGGAGAGGAAUUGAGGAUAAAGAACCAUUCAGCAUUCCUCUUCUGUUUUCCCCAUUAUGACAGUGGGACCAACAGAGAAACCUGGGAGAGGACAUUUCAUUAAGUUAGAAUGGGUAGCCAAUCAUUUUUAUUGGUCGUUUUCGUAUGUCUGGUUUAUUCUUACGUCUCUUUUACAGUGUCUCCGUAUUCCCUCGCUAAACACGCGCAAAUGCACCACACACACUCAGACAUUUCAGUCCAGACACGCACGCACGCACACACAACCGCACACUCCUAACUCUGUCUCUCCGUCCCCAGAACAUAGACAUCCAGAACUUCUCGUCCAGUUGGAGUGAUGGCAUGGCCUUCUGUGCCCUGGUCCAUUCCUUCUUCCCCACUGUGUUUGACUACAACGUGCUGACGCCUGCUGACCGCAAACACAACUUUGAGCUGGCCUUCGAAACAGCUGAGUAAGUGACUUUUACAUUGUAAUAAGUGUUAUCUAUACAUAUUUCAGAGCAUUAUAGACAUACCCAUGCAUUUCUGUCUUGAAUCAUGUUGGAAUGAUUAAUCCAUUCAUUAUGUAGACUAGAGAAGUAUCUGCCUAUUCAUGUACAUUUCCAAUGUCGCUCUCCUCUUGGUUUGGUGAAGCAAUGAACACUACUAUGAUGUGCUUGUUAUGAAGGCCAACCCAAGUUACCUGCGUAAAUACAUUUAGAGUCACAGUGUCCCUUGGCCACCAUACAAAUAGAAAUGACAUGAAUGGAAUCACUUUCAGAUUCCAUUAAUAGCGUUGAUACAUAAAACAUUGUACCACUGAGAUGAUCUUACAAUGUUUCUGUUGCAUCUUGGUAAAGAGUGUCUGUAGCCCACACGUUAAGCCAGCAAGGCAGCCGCUGCCAGAGAAUACCCUCUCCUCUCCCCAGUCCCCACACGAACCUCCUCUUCUCUUCCCUCUGCUCUGCUUCCAUCCACUCCUCUCACAUUCCUCCAGCCUGACCUCACUACUAACAACGCCACUGCUGCAACACAGCCUCUCAUUAUCCUCCUAACACAUGGAUGCAUACAGAACACAGAAAAAACAUAGAUCAAAAUCAUAUGUGCAUCUAACCAUAUACAGAGAUAGUUCUAACACAUGAGCUUCUGUACAAUACCAUAAAUGAGUCCACAUUGUUCCAUGUGAUCUAUUAGCCUGGUCCCGGCUCUGUUUGUGCUGUCUUGCCAACAACACCGAAUUACCAUAGAUAUGAGUUGGGAAAACAGUUGAAACAGAUCUGGGACCAGGCUAAUGAUCUAUCAGCCCCCUUAACUAAGGAAUGACAUAGAUAGGCAUAGACUCCUCCUGACUUGUGCUGUCCCCUCUGUCUGAUUCAGGGAGAAGGCGGGCUGUGACCGGCUCAUCGAGGUGGAGGAUAUGAUGGUGAUGGGGCGCAAGCCCGACCCCAUGUGUGUCUUUACCUACGUCCAGUCCAUGUACAACCACCUGCGCAAGUUUGAGUGA
Coregonus sp. 'balchen' is the source of this 15103-nucleotide messenger RNA. NCBI's taxonomy places the organism in Eukaryota, Metazoa, Chordata, Actinopteri, Salmoniformes, Salmonidae. The record is from the annotation of a GenBank genome assembly.